AUGUUGCUAACCCUCAGGACCAAGUAUAUCCUCAACAACAAGCAGCUCGAUCGAGUCAGGCCACAACAUGGGUAUGGUCAAAAGAACAAUUACCAAGGACCACAAGGCACUUUCCCUGGACAACAAAUGAAUAUCCCACCAGGCUUCCCCCACCAACCGCCCCAGCCUGCACCUUCACAAGAGAAUGAGCUCAAGGCAAUGCUAAAGCAACUACUUCAAGGGCAAGCUGAUGGGGUAGUGGACACAAGCAAGAAGCUAGCUGAAAUAAACUCUAAGAUCGAGAACCUCAACACAAGGGUUUACUCUCUGGAGAAUCAUGCUUCUUCUGUUGCUGCUGCUACAAAGCAAGGACAACUACCUGGUAAAGCUAUUCAGAACCCCAAGGAACAGUGCAAGGUCAUCUUCACUCAAGAAGGACUUGUUGAAGAAGAGGAUCAAGAAAGGGUCAUUGAAGAUUUUUGUUUACUGCUGAAUGAUGAAGAGAUUGUUGCUGCUGAGGCUCCUGGAGUCCAGAUUGAUCAACCAGAAGUGCAGGCACCUACUGUGGCCAUUCACACUUCACCAGUUGAGCUCGCACGACAAGCUCGAUCGGCAGCUCGAUCGAGUCCAACUCUAGCUCGAUCGAGUCCGACCUCUUCUGUCCGACAGCCUGUUUUGCUUGAUCCUUAUCAACCGGUUGCCGCUUCCUCGUCUCGCCUACUUAGUCAAGGUCACAAGGAAGUGAUUCACAAGUUCAGAAGAGAUCUCAGUGGGAUUGGAAUUGAGUUGCCUCUAUGGAUAGCAUGA
Microthlaspi erraticum is the source of this 786-nucleotide messenger RNA. The record is from the annotation of a GenBank genome assembly. Lineage: Eukaryota; Viridiplantae; Streptophyta; Magnoliopsida; Brassicales; Brassicaceae.